Enterobius vermicularis (human pinworm) is the source of this 420-nucleotide messenger RNA. The record is from the annotation of a GenBank genome assembly. NCBI's taxonomy places the organism in Eukaryota, Metazoa, Nematoda, Chromadorea, Rhabditida, Oxyuridae.
AUGUUUGAUGUUGGUGGACAGAGAGACGAGAGAAGGAAAUGGAUACAGUGUUUCAACGAUGUAACAGCAAUUAUUUUUGUAUGCGCCAGUUCGUCUUAUAAUCUUAACUUAUGGGAAGAUUCAACUCAGAAUAGGCUAAAAGAAUCUCUGGCUCUAUUUAGGAAUAUUUGGAAUAAUCGCUGGCUGAAAACUAUUUCCGUUAUCUUAUUUUUAAAUAAGCAGGUGGAACGGGAAGCAGCUGAAAAACGGAAAGGUAAGAGGAAAACAGUUGUUGAAAUGAAUCGGCGUAUCUACCGGCUGUCAGAAGCCAGAAGCCGGCUGACUGCUAUGGACUUACAGAGAAAUCUGGAAGGCCAAAACGGGUUUGAGUUAUGUAUCAAAGGGGAGGAGUAUGCGGUUGGCAGCUUCGACGAGAAGUAA